Molecule: messenger RNA, 1971 nt
Organism: Pieris macdunnoughi
Lineage: Eukaryota; Metazoa; Arthropoda; Insecta; Lepidoptera; Pieridae
Source: the annotation of a GenBank genome assembly
AUGUCAUCAUGGACCAGGGAGCUAGAUGAGGCUUCCAUCUUAGCAACAAAGCAAGGGUGGUGGCAUGUCUUGCUAUUUUAUUUGCUCUGUGGAUUGGCUGCUAUACCAACAUCAUUUUUGGUGUUUUCUCAGGUGUUCACAAACGCAACACCUGGACACUGGUGCGCUCCUCCUCCGGAGUUGAGGGUUCUGGAAGACGAGCUCUACCGAAACUUGACCGUACCAGAACAGCAUGGUGUCUUUGACAGCUGCAAAGCUUACAGCGUCGAUACGAGAGAGUUCUUUGUCUAUUUGGAAAGGUUUAAUAGGUCCCAGGAUGUCAACACGAACGAAAGUUUUCCAUUCAACGUAUCUACUUCGGUUAUAACAGAAGCCAUACUCGCUGUACGUAGCGAUGAAGCAAAGAAAUGCGAGAACGGAUGGAGUUUCAGCACAGAGCUUUACAAACGGACUUUGGUUACCCAGUACUUAUUGGUGUGCGAUGCUGACUGGUUACCGCGUACCAGUAAUGCUUUAUUUUGGGUCGGAUCUAUCUUUGGAAACCUAUUUUUUGGAUGGAUGUCUGACAGAUAUGGCAGACGCCCCACAAUCCUGCUAAUGAUUAUUCUCCAAGUGCCUCUAUCAAUCGCCACUUCAUUCCCUGGAAAUUACUGGAUCUACGUCGUGUUGAGGAUAUUCUGUGGAUUGUUCUUUCCAGCGUUAUACCAGUUACCAUUCAUACUUGCUUUAGAAUUAAUGCCGCCAGCACAAAGAACAAAUGCUGGAAUCGUUGUUGGCAUGCUGUUUGCAAGUGGUAUGUGCUUACUCGCUCUACUAGCGUAUGUACUUCGUGAUUGGUUCUACUUAUCACUAGCUACGAGCCUACCAUUUCUACUAUUAUUCGGAUACGUCUUUAUUCUGCCAGAAUCACCAAGAUGGUUGGUUGGAAGAGGGAGAAUCGCUGAUGCUGAGAAGGUCUUAAUAAGUAUUGCUAAGAGAAACGGAAUCACUCUGCCGCGAGGUUUCUUACUGGAGUUACACAAAACAAUAAAAGAAGAAGAUGACCUCGAACUAUCCAAUGGUCGAAUGCCGAAAAUCAGAAGGACAUCACUCCGAGAGGAAUACAUAGAAAGAAGAAUUAGCAAUAUGCCAUCAUUCAAACCAGAUUUUAAAAGAAUAGCCGAAAUUAAUGAAGAAUUAAACGAGAAUUCAUUAUUAAAUGCCAACGAUAAUAAAAAUGACGACGGAAGUGAAUCUCAAGCAUCAAACAAUGAAAAAAGCAUAAUUUUACAAAUGAGUACUUUAAGACGAAAAUCUAUACAAAUAGUAAAUAGACUCAUAAGCAUUGAAGAUGAUGAUUUCGAGAAUAAAAUAAUGGAUGAUCAAAAUUCCGAAGGGGAUUGUGAAGCCUCGCUUUUGGAUAUAUUCAGAUAUCCGAAUAUAAGGAAGAAAUUCCUGAUUCUUACCUUCAAUUGGGUAGCUGUUGGUGUAGCUUAUAAUAGCUUAAGUUAUAACACACCCAAUUUAGGUGUUGAUGACUAUUUAGCAUUUUUUAUUGGUGGUGCAGUAGAGCUACCCUCUUAUUUCAUAGCAUGGCGAAUCGCUUGCGUUUGCUGCGGAUUAGUUCCUGAAGAUUUACCAUGGGUAACGGUGUCCCUUGCCAUGCUGGGUAGACUAUCUGCUGCGGCUUGCUUUGCUGUAUUCUACGUUCAAAUUGGGGAGCUUUUGCCCACUGUUUUGAGAGCUCAAGCAAUGGGUGCCUCGUCUUUCAUCGCUGGUGUUGGUCUACUGGCCUGCCCUUAUAUUGUAUAUUUGGCAGUGAUCUUCAAGGCUUUACCAUUGCUCAUCAUUGGUGUACUAAGUAUAGCUGCUGGUUUCACAUCACUAUUUCUACCCGAGACGUUGAACCAGCCAUUACCUCAAACCCUGGGUGAUGGAGAGCUUUUUGGAAGAGACUUCAAGAUACUCAGCUGCGUACAAGAAGAGGAAUGA